This is a messenger RNA of Desarmillaria tabescens, 906 nucleotides long. Its product is annotated as Alpha/Beta hydrolase protein. Lineage: Eukaryota; Fungi; Basidiomycota; Agaricomycetes; Agaricales; Physalacriaceae. The transcript has 7 exons. Gene Ontology annotation, molecular function: hydrolase activity. Bases 1 to 906 code for a protein of 301 amino acids. The record is from RefSeq and is a predicted model, not a curated record.
AUGGAUUCUUCUCUCUACAAAGAUUUCACUACCUCUCGCGGUUUUGUCUAUCAUUACUUCCUUUAUCUGCUUUUCCUUCACGGGUUCCCAAGCACCUCGUUUGACUGGAGACAUCAGGUCCCCUUCUUUGCCAACGAGGGUUACGGCCUCAUAGUUCCAGACAUGCUUGGUUAUGGAGGCACCUCGAAGCCUACCGACCCUGCAGACUAUCGAGCCUCCCUCAUCACGAAAGACAUUGUAGAGCUCAUAGAUGGGGAAAAUGCAGAGCGCGUUGUCGCCAUCGGCCAUGACUGGGGCAGCAAGGUUUCUAGUCGGCUCGCUAACUACUACCCCGAUCGCUUCAUUGCAUAUGGCUUCUUAGCCGUGGGAUAUGUUUUGCCCAGAUUUGAAAACAAUUAUGAGCAAUUUUUAGCAUUGUCCAAGGAGACCUUUGGAUACGAGAUCUUCGGAUAUUGGUCUUUCCUUUCCUCGCCGGGCGCGGACAAAAUUAUUGAAGACAACAUGGAGUCGUUCUUACGACUUAUAUACUCGCAAGACCGCAAGUUAUCGGUAUCAGAUUUUGCUCCUACCGGAAAGGUAGAUAAUCCUAUUGCUUCAUACAUCACCGAGGAGAAUUGCUUGAUGGUGGCUUGGACCGGUUGCUUAAAUUGGUAUACAGUGAUGACUUCGGGCGUAGAUGCUGAAGAUAACAAAGAAAUAUCGGCGGACAACCUAGAGAUCACGAAACCAGUAUUUUACGGCGGCGCGUUACAGGAUGCCGUGGCUCUCAACGUGGUUAAUAAAACGGCGACCACUGAAAAGUGCAAGAAUACUACUCUCCAUGAGUACGAUGGAGGUCACUGGAUAAUCUGGGAGACAAAGGACGACAUCAAUCGCGAUUUGCUGGACUGGCUCAAAGCAUUGUAG